GUAACGGCCACAGCAGGGAGCUGGAUUUCACCAGCAUCGAUGAUGCAGUGAGCAUGCAGCCUCCUCAUGUUGCCGUCUACGUCGACGGCUCAGAGGAGUUUUUUCUCAUGUUGAAGACUGUCUCGCGACCAGACCUCAUCCCCAAAGUCUUGGCCGAAGCAAUCAAGGCCAUGUCCCAUGGCCGGCCCUAUGUAAAUAUGCACCGCACCUCAGACUUCAAAAAGGGCGCAGACCCCACCUUCUCCGACUUCCGUCCUAUGCUGCCAGAUAUUGAUCGCCUAUGCGGAACUGAUCUUGCCGGCGUCGUCGCCAGGCUCGAGGCUCAAGUCGCGCCUUUUCCCUUUUUGCAACUUCCAGCUGAGCUCCGCCUGCAAGUGUACUC
This is a messenger RNA of Bipolaris sorokiniana ND90Pr, 382 nucleotides long. RefSeq lists its product as uncharacterized. The record is from RefSeq and is a predicted model, not a curated record. Lineage: Eukaryota; Fungi; Ascomycota; Dothideomycetes; Pleosporales; Pleosporaceae. The transcript has 2 exons. The annotation marks the transcript as partial.